AUGCCAUACUCUUUGUCGGGUCGCAAUGUGUUGAUCACGGGGGUUCUCGGCCUGGGUGCACUCUCAGCCGAGAAGUUUGCCUCGGAGGGAAGCAAUAUUGCAAUUAAUUACAUGAACAACAAGGAAGUCGCAGAGAAGGUCGCUUCGGACAUUGCAAGCAAAUACAACGUGAAAACAGUUGUCAUCCAAGGUGAUGCAGGAAAGAAGCAAGACUGUAUCAACGCCGUGCAUGCCGCUAUUGAGCAGCUGGGCGGCUUGGACAUCAUCAUUUCGAACGCCGGAUGGACCAAGAUGACGAACUUUGGGGAUCUCGAUGCCAUGGACGACGAUGAUUGGGACAAGUGCUGGUCUAUCAACGUCAAGAGCAGUUUCCACCUGUUCAAAGCGGCUCUUCCCACAUUCAAUGCGAAUCCAGAUGGUGGUGUGUUCCUCAUCACGGCUUCAAUUGCGGGUGUCUCGCCAACUGGUAGCAGCUUGCCCUAUGCUGUGACGAAAGCAGCUUUGAUUCAUCUCAUGAAAUGUCUUGCUCAGACUCAAGGCGCCAAGGUCCGCGUCAAUGCGAUCUUGCCUGGUCUUUUGCUCACUGAAUGGGGUCAACGCUUCGCCCCCGAGAAGAUCGAUGCUUGGACGAGUGCAACUGCACUCAAGCGCGUGCCCGAAGUGGAAGACUGCGCGGAUAUGUUCAUCACACUUGCCAAAAAUGCUUCGAUGACAGGACAAGCUAUCCAGAUUGAUUCCGGGUUCUCUAAAUAG
Molecule: messenger RNA, 753 nt
Organism: Penicillium brevicompactum
Lineage: Eukaryota; Fungi; Ascomycota; Eurotiomycetes; Eurotiales; Aspergillaceae
Product: SDR family NAD(P)-dependent oxidoreductase
Exons: 10
Coding region: 1-753 (250 amino acids)
Molecular function (GO): oxidoreductase activity
Source: RefSeq, a predicted model, not a curated record